CUAAGGCCAAUGGAUGUGAGGUCUGGAACAGCUGCAGUCAUUUCACCACCAUAGGAAACCUGCACCUUCUGAACUGACUGCAUGAAGCCCAAAGAGAAAGCUAGUAAGAAGGCAGAGAGGGGAGGAAGAGAGUCUGGGUUUUUAAAAAUAUCUUCUGGAGCUGCUGGAUCAAGCCUCACUUGAAGCUAGAACUAAAUCUGCACUUUUAAUUCACAUACUCAAUAAAAAGUUCUUUAUGUUGUAAGCCAGUUUGAGGUGGAUUUUCUGUCACUAUGGCUAAAAGAAUCCUUGCUUAUUCUACACCUAACUCACAGGCUUGUUGUGAGGUUUAAAUAAAAUAGUACUUAGUGAAGUCUGGUACACAAAUAACACUCAAUGAAUGUAUUAUUUAAUUUCUUCCCCAAAGGAGAGAGGCUAAGAGUAUUGCCCAGCCACAGGCUCUCAGCCACCACCCCGAGCCUCAGAUUCUCCUCACACAGCCACAGCCAGAGAACGAUACACGGCCCACGUGGUGUGGUUCUAAUUCCUCUGACAUCUCAUUUUCACUGUUUGGCAAUAUUUGUCUCAUCAAGCUUACACAUAAUGUUUUCAGCGAAGUGCUCCAAAUGCCUUUUUCAGGAAUCCGAAUCCACAUGAAAACAAUGAAAACAAGAGAAAGGUGUAAACUUUCCAGAACAGGCCCAGAAUCUGGAAAUGUGAUAAAGAGGUUAUUGUGCGCCCGAACUUUUCACACAAGAAUCGGAGGAGAUUUAACACAUGGAAUAAUAAACAGAGGAAGGCUGGCUAAUGCAGAGCAGAUGGGCCUGCAGGGCAGUGCUCCGCAUUUCAACAUCUUCCCCUUGGACCUUUGGACUCACGGUGCAUGCGUGAUGGUGUCUUUAGCUAAAAAUAAAGCUACUGCCUUUGAGGCAAUCAUAAAUAUGGCUCAUUUGAUUUCUGGGGUGAUUGGUGGACUAAAGUUUUCAAGAACCUACUAUGUGAAAGGCAUUUGA
This is a messenger RNA of Cebus imitator (Panamanian white-faced capuchin), 992 nucleotides long. It is a transcript of the gene APRG1, whose product is annotated as chromosome unknown C3orf35 homolog. The record is from RefSeq and is a predicted model, not a curated record. Lineage: Eukaryota; Metazoa; Chordata; Mammalia; Primates; Cebidae.